Molecule: messenger RNA, 1858 nt
Organism: Pundamilia nyererei
Lineage: Eukaryota; Metazoa; Chordata; Actinopteri; Cichliformes; Cichlidae
Product: rho GTPase-activating protein 24-like
Exons: 6
Coding region: 192-1694 (500 amino acids)
Biological process (GO): signal transduction; activation of GTPase activity; negative regulation of ruffle assembly
Cellular component (GO): focal adhesion
Molecular function (GO): GTPase activator activity
Source: RefSeq, a predicted model, not a curated record
CUGAACCGCUGGUUCCUUACAGCCACUACCAGGACUUCCUGCUCUGUGGCCAAAAGCUGUCAAGUGACCGCACACUGGGUUUGAGGGAGUUAAGAAUUCUUCUUCAUGAGUUACCAGUUGCAAACUUCAACCUGCUCAACUUUAUCUGCCAGUUUCUGACUGAGGUCCACAGUUACUCCUGCACCAACAAGAUGAGUGUCCAGAAUUUGGCCACCGUGUUUGGACCAAACAUCCUCCGAGCCAAAGCUGAAGACCCACAAAGCAUCGUGGGAGGUGCAGCGCUGGUCCAGGUGUUAAUGUUAGAGCUGAUCACAGAACACGAGUCUCUGUUUGCAAAAAUUUCUCCACCCAUCUAUGCCCGCCCAACUAGAAGUUCACAUGGAUCUCCAAGCGCUCUGAAGCAGCCUCAUCUCCACCCGUUUCCCUGCCCUCGCCAGCUGUCUUUGCCUCUCAUAGCAGAGCGUUUCAGGGAGACGGGACAGCCUGCUGCAGACGCAGAGAGCUCCAGCUGUGCCUUCUCAGCUGCUGCCAAAUCAGACUUGUCUUCCGGUCCGAAAAGACAUCUCGGACAUCGCUACACCUCCUCCCACCCGGGGAACUGUUUCUACCCCACAUCCUCCUCCAGUCAGCCCACUCAGCACCACUCUGACAGACAUAAUGUCGACUGUCACCAACAUAACACUCACCAAAUAGCACCCAGUGCAAAUGUUCAAGCCUCUGAAACCAGCUUCCAGGUGCCAGAAAAUUCUAAGCCCAGACCAGAGCGCAUGGGCUGGACCAAAGUUUGGCCAGGCCCAGGAGAGGCCAGCUCUGCUUUCUGGAGCUCUGCUGGUGCUGAGGAAGAGGGUGCAGUGCCAGAAACAGCCAGUGGGGGCAGCAGUGAGGGUCAGGAGGAGAGCACCCCUUCCGCCUAUGACAAUCUGAGCAAAGUGUCUCUACACCCACCGAUGAUGGAUGUCACUGAUGGACAUUUGAAAAUGAACUCUUCCGGAGGCCACAUUGGAACUGGUGAAGAUGAGGCAGAGCUUGAAGAAGUGGAGCACACGAGGGAUUCCUCUUCAUGGUCUUCCUGCGAGGUUUUACCAUUGGAUGAAAGCAGUGAUGAUGUCGGUGUAGUUAGUCCAGUCAGAAAUGGAGGGUUGCCUUCAAAUCAGGAAGCAGAGAAGGAAAACAGUGACAAAGACGAUCAUGAAGAUGGCAACGAGGAUGAUGAUGAAAACAGUGAUAACGACCAUGACGACCACACCCACCACCCAAACUCUCCAGCCUCGGGUUCAGUACGCAGUGGCAGCCCUCUUAGUACAGGCAGCUCAGAUGUCUUCCUUCCCUCAGGUUCUCCUGAUCUCCAGGGGGCUGAAGAUCAUCUACAACCCAGGGACACCCACUCACUCCUGGAUGAGCUGCGGCAAAGGAUGGCCCAGCAGAAGUCUGAGUACCAGACCAGGAUACAGAGGUUGGAGCGCUGCAAUGACGUCCUUGAGAGGCAGGUUGCAGUCCUGCGGGCCAGCCUGGAGCAGCAGAAGCGCAGCCAAAGUGUUGCUGAAAUCAAGAUUCGCAAGAUGGAGCGAGCCAAAGCAGACGCCGACCGCCGAAACACCAAACUGCAGAGAGACAUGGAGCUGUUUUUCCAGAUGUAUGGAGAUAUCAGGAGAAGUGAAGAAGACAAAAAAGGGAGAGUAGGAGGGAGUAUCUGAAGAUGUGUAUUGACAGAUCUGGAUAAGCCUGCAAUGGAGGGCACUAAACAGUGUGAAAGGAGGAGGGAGAGAAAGACGCUCUCAGCAUGGACGUCGACCUUCUCCAAGUUGAAAACGUCACAGAUGACCCACACAUCUGAGAUGCUUGGAUUACGAUGUGUUAU